AUGUCUGACGAUUUGGAGAACCUCCGCCGCUGGGCCGACGGCAAACCCCUCCUCGGCCUGCCCCCCAGAGCCCUCCCAACCGUGUCCGCAGACAUCAACACAGAGAUGGUCGCCCAACCCUUCUACUUCAACGUCUCCCCCCGGGGCGCGACAGGCGCCGAGUUAUUCCGUAACCCUGAUAACCACGCCGAUGCCGCCGCCGCUGUAAUGACCUACGCUGGGAUCCAGUCUGGCUUCCGUCCCGCCCUCGGCCUCAAGGGUCAAGCAUCCCAGUUUAAUGAAUACGUCUGGAGGAUCGCUACUUUCCCGGGGUUCUUCCUUGACCGGACCGAGGAGACUGUGGAGCAGCGAACCUCACAGAAUAUUGAUUAUAUGAUCAACCAGAUCCGCAGCGCCUACGUCGGAUUCGGCGACGCAGACAUCAACGGGAUUAUCCAGUCUAUACAGAGAAUGGCCAACAGUAUUCUGAACAAGAGUUCAAGGGAGAGCGACAAGGCCAUCUUCUCACAGGACGCGAUCCAAAGGUCCAGCUACACAACUUACAUCACCCUCUUCUAUGCGACCUUGUCAAUGAAGCUGGACCAGCACGGAAAGAAGACUUAUGUCGAGCAGACGUACCGGAUCGCUCGUACCGUGAUUAAGCUCAACACCACCUUUCUGAUCGCCUACGCUGAUGAGCUCGCUUCCAUCCUGGGGAAUGGUGGUCUUGACGAAUGGGGUAGACAAUACUCAUCUCCUACUGGAGAUAAGUUGUCCUGCUUCGAGACCCACUUCAACGUGGCUCCCAAGGAGGUCUGA
Linnemannia hyalina is the source of this 798-nucleotide messenger RNA. The record is from the annotation of a GenBank genome assembly. NCBI's taxonomy places the organism in Eukaryota, Fungi, Mortierellomycota, Mortierellomycetes, Mortierellales, Mortierellaceae.